GUCAGGACCAUCCGCCCGGAGCUCAAGAGAUCCGACAGCACCGAAAGCAUCAAAACGAUGACCUACUCGAUGCCACGUCCCGUGCUGGCGCACUCCGUCUCGCACUUCUCGCACAACCCUUGCGCCGGUAGACCUGCGAUGCCCGAGGCAAUAGCGCAUGAUCGCGGGCGGUCCCUGGUGCGUGAACGAAGUGACGUCGCCGCCAUCGCCGACUCGGACGCCACUCCUAGAGAGCAUCUCAGAGAGAUCCGCGAGCAGCUCGCACGGUCCAGACGCUCGAUUGAGAACCUACGGCAGAUCGUGGAGAGGCGCAGGGAGGCUAGGGUUGCGGCGAAGACAACUCCUUCAAACCAUGAUAUGGCGGUGACGGCAACUGCGGCGGUGGCGACAAAACCUGAAGCGGGCGAUGACGACCGGUCGGACGGCUUUGCAGGCGAUGUCGAAGUCCAGAUCCAGGAGGCUCUCGAUUCGGAUGCGGACUCAGGUGAAAGCUCGUUCGCAGGGGCAUAUAUGCGCGACGGCAUGAACGAGUUCUGGGGGCCAGGUCGGUUCCGAGUCGAGAUCAAGAGUCUGUGGGAGCACACGACGCUCUGGGACCUAGAGGCGGAACACAUCUACCCGUGUGUGUGCACUCUCGUCAUCGCCGACCUACACACGUCACGCCCCAUAUACGACACGCCGCCCAUCAAGAAUAUCCGCCUCGACUUUUGGGCAUCCUGGAACAACGAACCAAGAGGUCAGUCUACCACCUUCAGCGACGCGGAACUGGAGCACGCCGCGUGGAAGGCCAGCUAUACCGGGUACAUCGUGUCUCGCGAAGACGCCAACGCCAGCAUGUUGCACAAUUCGGAUAGCAUUUUCAUGUGCGAUGACUGGCACAGCGUGGCCGACGGCGACGCCUAUAGUGCCCAUGGCACGCUGUUCUUUGUUCCCAUCCCCACGGAGCAGCUCCUCGCCUGGGAAUCCCGCGUAUUCCGCAUGCGCGCGUAUGUCGUCUUCGGAGUUGAAGAACCGGGACUAUCGCUCCCGCAGUUCGAAGCUUGCUCUGCUAUCAUGGAUGUACCUAUCGAGUCGCUCAGGAAAGAACACCACAUGGACGGCAAGCCUCUGCUGCACAGGACGAAUCUACUACCUGGCAAGUGGGACUAGCUCCACGUUCCUGCGGCACCAUCAUCAGACAUCCUCCUGUACACGUUGCCGAAAAACGCACCACACUCCUUAUUUGGUUUCAUAGACGAAUCCCGAUCUAUUAAGAAAAGAGGUUAAUUAUAAUUAACUGUGUUUCACCAGUUCCUAAUGAAAUGACUUUCGC
This is a messenger RNA of Phanerochaete carnosa HHB-10118-sp, 1312 nucleotides long. RefSeq lists its product as uncharacterized. The record is from RefSeq and is a predicted model, not a curated record. Bases 58 to 1149 code for a protein of 363 amino acids. NCBI's taxonomy places the organism in Eukaryota, Fungi, Basidiomycota, Agaricomycetes, Polyporales, Phanerochaetaceae. The transcript is spliced from 2 exons.